GGGGGGGCCACUGAGCACCGAGGGGAGAGGCUCAGACUCACAAUGAGACAAUAACGGAGCUGGGACGGGGGAGAAGAACCUGCCGGAGCCCACGAUGGAGAUGCCGGAGCCCAGUAACCAGGGGACAGAUUAGUGGGAAGGAGCCCCCAAUCCUUCAUGUAAAUCACUGGGGGUUGUUGGAUUGACACCUGCUCUGGGGGCCACACUCGUUGCUGGGGGGAAUGGCAGCUUUGGCGAGUACUCUCAUUCGACAGAAACGUGAGGUUCGGGAAUCGGUGGGACCUCGUCCUGUUCCCCCACAAAGGAAAGUCUAUCCCCGAGGAACCAAGUCCCUGUGCCAGAAACAACUUCUCAUCCUGGUCUCCAAAGUGCGGCUCUGUGGGGCCCAACUGGGGGCACAAGAAAAGGACUCAGAGCCUCAACUGAAAGGCAUUAUCACUCGCUUGUUCAGUAGAGUUGGAUUUUACCUUCAACUUCUCCCAGAUGGAACCAUCCAGGGGUCAAAAGAAGAGGGAAACCCAUACACUCUGUUCAAUGUCAUCCCAGUGGGUCUACGUGUGGUGGCCAUUCAGAGCUCAGCUUGUGGUCAGUAUGUGGCGAUGAAUUGCGAAGGUCACCUGUACAGCUCACCUCACUUUACAGCUGAGUGUCAGUUUAAAGAGAGCGUCUUUGAGAAUUACUUUGUCACCUACUCCUCCACCCUCUACCGUCAGCUCAGCUCUGGCCGCUGCUGGUACCUGGGCAUUUGUAAAGAUGGUCGAGCCAUGGAGGGCAAUAGGGUGAAGAGGCACCGGCCUGCGGCUCACUUCUUGCCCAAGCUCAGCGAAGUUGCACUUUAUAAAGAACCCUCUUUACAUGAUGUGGUUAAAGCAUCUCCAAAAAAAAGACUGACCCCAAAACCCAGCGCCAGGCUCAGGGGGGCACGGUGAAGAGGCUGAGAAAGGAGGUGAAGGCCAGAAGAUCCACAAAUAACAAGCAACAUCAGAAUGGGGAGAUGCAAGAGAACAGAGGGAGGGCAGGGUCUGCUUAUGUUCUAGAGAUCUAUGGCGGAUUAAAUGUGCCGUAUUGGGGCAGCACUUUAGGUAUGAAGAGGUGGUGAAUAACAUGAAGACCUUAAUGAAGUGAUGGGAAGGCCAUGAUGGAGGAUUACUGGGGCAAAUGCCAUUUAGGAGACAUUGGAUUUGUGCUCUUCCUUCCACACCUCCUCUGAAAAGUUUAAGGUCAGGACUGGAGCUGCUUCUGGCACUGACAUGGACCAACUCUUGGACUGAUACAAAUUACAGACUUGUAUUGUGGGGCAUCUCAUGCAACGUGGAACUAUACCUCUAGGACUGAUACACAGACGCAUCAUGGGACAAUACCACUAGGACAGAUACACCAUAUGUAGACUUGUAUUGUGGGACAUCUCAUGGAACUAUACCUCUAGGACUGAUACACCGUACACAAAUGCAUCAUGGGACAUUAACUCUAGGACUGAUACACCUUAUGUAGACAUCUCAUGGAACGUGGAACUUUACCUCUAGGACUGAUAGACCUUACACAGAUGCAUCAUGGGACAUCGCAUGGAACUUGGGAGUUUACCUCUAGCACUGAUACACCUUAUGUAGACUCGUGUUGUGGGACAUCUCAUGGAACGUGGAACUAUACCUCUAGGACUAAUAGACUUUACACAGACGCAUCAUGGGACAUCUCAUGGAACGUGGAACUAUACCUCUAGGACUAAUAGACUUUACACAGACGCAUCAUGGGACAUCUCAUGGAACUUGGCAAUUUACCUCUAGGACUGAUAUACCAUAUGUAGACUUGUAUUGUGGGACAUCUCAUGGAACUGGAACUAUACCUCUAGGACUGAUACACCUCACACAUACGCAUCAUGGAACUUGGCAGUUUACCUCUAGGACUGAUAUACCAUAUGAAGACUUGUAUUGUGGGACAUCUCAUGGAACGUGGAGCUAUACUUCUAGGACUGAUAGACCUUACACAGACGCAUCAUUAGACAUCUCAUGGAACUUGGGAGUUUACCUCUAGGACUGAUAUACCUUAUGUAGACUAGAACUGUGGGACAUCUCAUGGAACAUGGAACUACAGUAUACCUCUAGGACUGAUACACCUUAUGCAGACUUGUAUUGUGGGACAUCUCAUGGAACUUGGAACUGUAUCUCUUGGUCUGUUAAACCUGAUUGAAGCCAAGAGGGAAAUCUUAUGGAACGUGUGGGUUUACCUCUAGGACUGAUACACCUCCCACUGACUUGCAUGAUGGGAAACUUAAGGUAUGACUUUGUAACCCUACAAUGAAUUCAGGGGACUUUCAGAUACAUUCAGACCGUGCUUGACAGGACGAUGGACUAAUAACAUUGGACUUGUACCUCAAUGAAGCAGGAGCCUCUACAUGUCAGGUUAGGGGACCCCAUGCAAUAUCUAUACCCAUAUACCCUUAUGUUACUAAGCAUCUAAUGAUAUCUAAUGAGACACGCCCCAGGGCAUCUGUAUGUACUCCUAGAUAUAGAUAAAGCAAUAAUGGUUUCUAUAUGUUGGGGGGCAAAAUGGGUGUGGACAUUCAAUAUGCAUAUAUAUUUAUAUAGUGAAGGUCAUAUAUAUACCCCCAGCAGUCUCUAAUCCUUGAGGCAGUAACCAGCUUGUUCUGCACAGCCCUAUGGGAAGCAAUGGUGAGAAGUGGUAACUCAUAAUCUACAUUUCUCUCAUGAUUCUCUGCAAUAACCGAGCGUCAGGAACACUAGAAGCCUCACUCUCAGACUCUACUUGUGGCCCUACAUGAGCCCGGAAAUGAUCGGAGCCACAUUUAUCGACACCGGGAAUAAACAGACCCCCAGUGGCGCCUCAAUAAAGAUACAAUUUCAUUACA
Molecule: messenger RNA, 2863 nt
Organism: Xenopus laevis (African clawed frog)
Lineage: Eukaryota; Metazoa; Chordata; Amphibia; Anura; Pipidae
Gene: fgf11.S
Product: fibroblast growth factor 11 S homeolog
Exons: 5
Coding region: 222-929 (235 amino acids)
Source: RefSeq, a predicted model, not a curated record